This is a messenger RNA of Zootermopsis nevadensis, 2076 nucleotides long. Its product is annotated as coiled-coil domain-containing protein 77. The record is from RefSeq and is a predicted model, not a curated record. Gene Ontology annotation, cellular component: centrosome. Lineage: Eukaryota; Metazoa; Arthropoda; Insecta; Blattodea; Termopsidae.
GCUUCUUAUCAUUACUUGUAUUUCGAAUUAAUUUGGCCAGUCUGUUAAGUUAAUAACGAGAAUUGUACACAAUCAUGUUGAGCAUUCUUUAACGAUAGUUUAAUUAUCUGUGACCGUAGGCGGACCUUGAUUCUCAACGAAAGUCCACAAGAUUUGAAAUGUUUGAAUAAUGGUGUUAGUAUUGUGAAGGCUUUAAUGGUAAAAUAUGAAGAGCGAAACCGGCCAACUUAUAUUUCAGUCUUGUACAGAAUGGAAGCAGGUAGGGGUUCAAGUUAUAGUGAGAAAAAUAAAUCAAACAUGCGUGGAUAUGCACCGCUUCAAGGUGGCACUAACCUACCAAUGAAGACUAAAACCAGUUGUAGUAUGAAAUUCAUUGAUGUGGAUGGACAGCAAAACAUGACAGAACCUGAUACAGUAUCCCACCAGUGUGCUGGUAACAAGAUAUUGAGUAGAGGGCAGUCCUCUGCCCCAAAUUUCCCCACAGUAAGGAAUCCAAACAGUCAUCAUGAUGUCACAAAUACAAGAAACUCUGAACCAGGAGUGAGGCACAUUGGCCGUGUGGACAAGUCACUGGGUGGACAAGAUUCCUAUCAACAUGAUGCUACAAAAGUUCCAACAAUAGAACAACUUGAGCAUUUAACACCAACAAAGGAACUACUAUUGCAUUAUAGAAAAAAAAUUUUGCAACUGAAUAAUGAUUAUCAAGACCUGAUGGAGAAAGUAGAUCAAUGCCAAUCUAUAAGCAAUUUAAAUUUCCAAUCACAGAAAGAUUUAGAACGUCGUAAUUCUGAAGUAUCCAAAUUGCAGAAAACAGUCAGUGACCUUCAAGUUUAUAUGCAGCAGGAACGUGAACAAGUCCUGCGUUUAUACAGUGAAAAUGAUAGGUUGCAGAUACGUGCGGCAGAGGAUCACAAAAAAAUUGCAUUCCUGUUAUCACUGAAUCGUAUGACUGAACAUGAUGUAUUAUAUCUCUCAUCUCUUCCUCAGCACAGAAUUGUACCUCGGGUAGAACGAUCGCAAUUUAAUCACAAUGUAAGAGAUAUGAAUGGCAGAUUAAAACAAGGUACAAGUAACAAUUUAGCUGGUGUCAGUGGUCAUCUUGAUCCAAAAGGAGGCUGUGAAGAGGCCACCGCCCUCUCUGCUCAGUUGGAAGAACGUUUUAAGAUUCAUCGGAAUCAAGUGCUCUCGCUCUUAAAAGACAGAGAAAUUAGUUGGAAGGAAAGAAGUGUGGAACAAAAGAGACUUGGGGACCAAGUUUCUGUUCUUUCUGAAAGAUUAAAAGAUACCCAAGAUCAGUUGUGUGAUGUUACAAAAGAGCUGGUUAAAGUUAAAAAAGACAGUGGUAUUAACGAACUCAACUGGAUUACUGAAAAGAAUAGACUAUUACAGAAUUUGGAAUUAUGCCAAGAGAUAAUAGGAGAGUUUUAUCCUUCUGCAUCAGAAAGUGGCAAUGGUCUGAAACUGAAAUCCAGUCAACAACUUUGUGCACAGGUUGAUCAUUUAAAGGAUCAACUGAAGGAACGAGACAAUUUAGUUUCCAUGUAUCAAGAACAAUAUAUACAGUUAAAUGAAGAGGCUGCAAAGCUUAGAGAACAAUUGGACAUCAGCAAGAAAAUGUUCCGGGAACAAGUACAGAAAUUGGCAGGACAAGUGACAUACUUGAAAAAGAAGUACAAUGACCUAGAUCGUCGCAGGAAGUUGGAAGCAGAAGGUUUCUGCAGUGAUAUAAAAAUUUUAAGAGGACGCCUACAAGAUAUAGAGAAAAAUGUUAAGAAAUUUUUCCGCAAACAGGUGUCUCCUCAGGCGUCUUAUCCUACAAAUAAUGACCUUUUCUUAGCAGCCAGAGAAACAAGGACACAGUCACAACAACUUGAACGAGAGUUAAGGGACAUUAAGAGAAAAGUUGAAGAAAUUGAAACUAGUAUUAGAGAUUGUGCAGUAUAAGGAAUGACUGUACGGUUUUUAUUUCUUGUAAAACUACCGAUAAUUUUCUGUGCCUGACAUUGCUGUAUGAGAUAUAAUAUUACAAUUAAGCAGAAUUUAAUAUGAUAUAAUAAAGAUUUAUCUCAAAAUGUG